This is a messenger RNA of Eimeria mitis, 3438 nucleotides long. RefSeq names its product microneme protein, putative. The record is from RefSeq and is a predicted model, not a curated record. Bases 1 to 3438 code for a protein of 1145 amino acids. The transcript is spliced from 5 exons. NCBI's taxonomy places the organism in Eukaryota, Apicomplexa, Conoidasida, Eucoccidiorida, Eimeriidae.
AUGAAGGUGCCUUCGGCCAUCGGCCUCCUUGCGUGGGCCACAAUUCAGGCUUCCGAAGCAGUUCGCCUGGACAGGAGUUUCCUUAGCCUCUCUGCUGACGCUGUUUUGGCUGAGACGACAAGCCGACAGUCACUGCAAGAUGCUCUGGACGAGUUUUGCCAAAGCGAGGCUCAGGACGCUUGCAAGAAGGGGUUGAAACGGUACUGUGGCGCAAAUGUCUAUGCCAGAUACGACGGACGAAAGAACAACCUUAACAGCAAAGAAUGGCGCUGUUACGCAGAGGAAGCGCUUAACUUUGAAACAGCUCGCGCAGGUUGCGUGGACACCUGCGGCAGAAAGAAGAUGUGCCUCGGCGCAUAUGCUGGCACAACGGAAACUUACCUAUCACGCCACAGCCAACUGCAGAAGAAAGUUGAUUCACUGAAGGGCGAACUUUGCAGCGCCCCUGCGCCCACUCUUCAGGAGGCCUUGGACAGAAAGUGUAUGAAAGAAGGUGAAGAAGCAUGCAAGCAGGGGCUCUGGGCCUACUGCGACGUUGCCUUGUACGCGCGCCAUGACGUCGGAAAUACUUCUCAGACAGAGCGGGAAUGGCGCUGCUAUGCACAGGAUGCGCUUGACUUCGCCUUGUCUGGCGAUGGCUGUGUGGACGAUUGCGGGAAAAUCACAGCGUGCCGUGGAGCGGUAAAUGGAACCUCCACUACACACCUUUCACGUGGAACAGCCCUCAUGUCAGUUAUUGCCGCAGACAAGGGACUGUACUGCAGCACCCCUGAAGAACCGGAGAGAGAGGAGUCAACAGACAGCGAGGACUCAAUGGAGAGCGAGGACUCAAUGGAGAGCGAGGACUCAGUCGAGGGCGAGGAGGCACCGGAGGAGGAGGUGACCGUCGACGUGCCAGAGACAUCUACACCUCCCGCGUCUUCAUCUAAUCUGCAGCAUCUCUUGGACCAGAUGUGUGUUGAGGAAGCCAAGACAGCGUGCGGACAAGGCUUGAAGGACUACUGCAAUGCCAGCAUCUACGCCAGAUACGACCUAGGGACUGCGGGACAGACGGCCAAGGAGUGGCGUUGCUAUCUGCAGCAGUCCCUUGACUUCAGCAUGUCAGGCAACGGCUGUGUCGACGAUUGUGCGAACCCCAUGUCGUGCAGUGGUGCAGUCAAUGGCAGUUCCGUCAAACACCUGACCCGAAAUGACAAGUUGAAGAACGCGAUUGAAGCAAACAAGGAAGAAUUCUGCAAACAAACUGCAGAAGAACCUGCAGAACAACCUGCAGAAGAACCUGCAGGACAACCUGCAGAAGAACCUGCAGAACAACCCGCAGAACAACCCGCAGGAGAAUUCGAGCCAUCCAAGCUGCAAAACUUCUUGGACAACUUGUGCAUUCAAGAAGGACAACGCGCAUGCUCAGAAGGUAAAACUCCUUACUGCGACGCCACGUUUUUCGCUCGUUACGACCUCGGGAACAAUGAGCAGAGAACAAAGGAUUGGCGUUGCUACGUUAAGGAAUCCCUUGACUUCAACAGGACCGGCGACGGUUGUGCCGACGGUUGUGGGAAUAUGGUGUCCUGCCCUGGCGCAGUUGACAAUGUCUCCUAUAAACACAUUUCUGUGGGCAAUAUAAUACAGUCAGCGAUCAACGCAUUCACCGAUGCAUUCUGUGAAAGUCCAGCAGAGGCGCAUAGGCCAUCCAGGCUGCAAGCGUUCUUGGACCAGUAUUGUGCUGAAGAGGGGGAGCGCGCGUGCGCAGAAGGAAAGACUGCCUACUGCAAUGUUACCUUCUUCGCUCGUCACGACGUAGGAAACAAUAAUCAGCAGCAGAGGGAGUGGCGUUGCUAUAUCCGCGAUUCCCUUGACUUCACCUUGGCCGGCGAAGGUUGUACCGACAAUUGUGCAAAUCUCCUGACUUGCCGUGGUGCUGUUAAGAGCGUCUCCUAUAAACACCUGUCUUUGAAUGAUAAGAUGAAGGCAUUGAUUGAAGAAAACAAGGCAGAUUUCUGCUUAGAGCAAGAAUCCAAACUUGAAGUCUUUUUGGACAGGUUCUGUGAUGAAGAGGGAAAGAACGCGUGCUCAGAAGGGAAGACCCCCUACUGCGGUGCCACGUUUUUCGCUCGUCACGAUGUAGGAAACAAUGACCAGCAGAGGAGAGAGUGGCGUUGCUAUAUUCAGGAAUCCCUUGACUUCAAACUGUCCGGCGAUGGUUGCCCUGACGAUUGCGCGAAUCUCCGUUCCUGCCGUGGUGCGGUUGACGGUGUCUCUUACAAACAUCUUUCUCUGAAUGAUAAGAUGAAGUCGGCGAUCAACGCAUUCACAGACGAAUUCUGCGAAGACAGAGUACCAUAUCAGCCAUCCAAUCUACAAAGCUUUUUGGACCAGUUCUGCGUUGAAGAGGGGAAGGCCGCGUGCGCACAAGGAAAGACUCCCUACUGCAAUGUUACCUUCUUCGCUCGUCACGACGUAGGAAACAAUAAUCAGCAGACCAGGGAGUGGCGUUGCUAUAUUCGGGAUUCUCUUGACUUCAGCCUGACUGGCGAUGGUUGUACCGACAACUGCGCGAAUCUCGUGUCGUGCCCUGGUGCUGUCAACGGUGCCUCCUUCAAACACCUGUCUCUGAGGGAUAAGAUGAAUGCAACAAUUGAAGCAAACAAGGACGAGUUCUGCAGAGGCUCAUCAGAAACAUCUGAGGCAUCAAGAGAGGAAACAACAACACAGCCGUCCACACAGCCAUCAAAAGUACAAUCUGCUUUGGACCAGUUCUGUGCUAAGGAGGCGAAGGCAGCUUGCUCAAGUGGACUGAAGGCAUAUUGCAACGCCAAUAUCUUCGCCCGUCACGACGUAGGAACUAAGGACCAGAAGAAAAAGGAGUGGCGGUGCUAUGUUGAGGAUUCCCUUGACUUCAGCAUUUCCGGCGAAGGUUGUGCGGACGCUUGUGGGAACUCCACGUCGUGCCUUGGCGCUGUAAAUGGUAGCUCGACUGUGCAUCUCACACGGGACGACGGAGCUCGCAAAGUUAUUGCGCAGAACAAGAGCGAAGAGUGCGGACAACACGGAGGCCAAGAAUCAGGUGGGAACAAUGGGCUGAAGGUUCCAGAGCGGGUUCCCGGUAGUGGACAUCUACAAGAUGUACUUGACUCCGAAUGCAUGGUGAUUGCUGCCAAGAUGUGUGUUACUGACGAAAGCAUGUGCCAAUACGCGGUAGCCCGCAAGGAUGGCUCCUCAUGGAAAUGCUACCUGUAUGGCGCCCUGGACGACUCUCAGUCGAGUGAUGCUUGCGCUGACGACUGUGGCAAUGCACUAACCUGCCCUGGUGUUCCACCGGCGGGGGGUGCAAGCAGCUUCGGCGGUUCAACGAUCGACGAGCUGGCCAAAGAGUUGACCGGUGCAACCUGCAAAUUGAGCAAGGAACAGGAGCAGAAGAAGGUCCACGUGCAUCAGCAUUGA